Messenger RNA from Python bivittatus (Burmese python), 6971 nucleotides. The record is from RefSeq and is a predicted model, not a curated record. Lineage: Eukaryota; Metazoa; Chordata; Lepidosauria; Squamata; Pythonidae.
UGCGCGCGAGGUGGGGGGCUAGUGGGACGGCGGUUUUGUGGCUGGGCUCUGGCACGGGAGGCGGCCGAAGUUACGGCGGUUUGCUGGGUCUCGCUCUCCGGCGGCGCGCGCGCGGGGCAAAACCGGGGAGCUUCUCCUUCGCCGCUCGCUGCGCCUCAUACUGGGAAGGCUCCGGACUGGAGUGGGAGCUGCGCGUCUCCCGCCCUCGCGUGGCGCCUGGGCUAUGCCCCGUCCGGCGUUGCUGGCGUGAAGAAAUCUGUCAAGGUGGCUGAUAUCAGUAAGAGCAACAGGCCUUAUCAGGAGGCCUCUACAUCAGUGAAGGAGGUAAAGGCAAAAGAGGCAGUGUGACCACAUGCCACAUUUCAAGGGAGAUUCAGACAGUAGCCACGACUUUCAUUCCGGGAGCAUCUGUUAAUAUUAAAAAUAGAAGACUGGACUGGAUGGACCUUUGGUUGAAUGUAGGAAGAUUUCUUGCUGGAGAUGUAUUUUUAUAUUCAUCUGGUAAUGCAUAAGAAGAAUUGCUUAACAUUAUAAUGGAUUUUAAGUGGAGCUAUCAAGAAAAGUGUUACAAUAAAGUUUAUGUCUGACGAGCAGUAUAGCUUAUCACAUAGAACAAUGACAACUUCUCAUAUGAAUGGACAUGUAACAGAAGAUUCUGACAGUGAAACAAAAAUUAUGGAUCUUGCACCUCUUGAAGAAUCUCAGAAACACAGGGAGAUGGCUGUGGAUUGCCCAGGUGAUCUAGGCAGCCGGAUGAUGCCAUUACGGCGGAGUGCUCAACUUGAACGGAUUCGACAGCAGCAAGAGGACCUAAGACGAAGACGGGAAGAAGAUGGGAAAAAACAAGAACUCGAUCUUAAUUCUUCUAUGCGACUGAAAAAGCUGGCACAAAUUCCUCCCAAGACUGGAAUAGACAACCCUAUGUUUGACACAGGAGAAGGAGUAACUCUGGAGAGUCCACAUUGUGCUGUGAAAGUCCUAGAAGUUGAUGAGCUGCUGUCUUCUCUUAAGCAUGUCCAACACACACUGAUAGAUCCACAAAGUCAAGAGGAAAUUGCUCUGAUUUUACAGCUUGUGCAAAAUACUGACUUUCAAAAUGCAUUUAAGAUACACAAUGCUGUUACUGUGCAUAUGAACAAAGCAAGUCCCCCAUAUCCUCUUAUCUCCAAUGCACAAGAGCUUGCACAAGAGGUACAAAAUGUUUUGAGACCAAGCCAUCAGAAAGAUGGGCUGGAACUUAAUUCUUUAUUGAAUGCUCCUCAUGUUCAGGCACUACUUUUGGCUCAUGAUAAAGUUGCUGAGCAGGAAAUGCAACCAGAAUCCGUGGCAGAUGAAAAGGUCUAUGAAAAUGUUGGUCAGUAUGGAGGAGAGACAGUUAAAAUUGUUCGCAUUGAGAAAGCUAGAGAUAUUCCAUUGGGUGCUACAGUACGAAAUGAAAUGGAUUCAGUCAUCAUUAGUCGAAUAGUGAAGGGAGGUGCUGCCGAAAAGAGUGGGCUGUUGCAUGAGGGUGAUGAAGUCUUAGAAAUCAAUGGAAUUGAAAUUCGUGGAAAAGAUGUUAAUGAGGUUUUUGACUUGCUGGCGGACAUGCAUGGCACUCUGACGUUUGUGCUGAUUCCCAGUCAGCAGAGCAAGCCCCCACCUACUAAAGAGACAGUGAUCCAUGUGAAAGCUCACUUUGACUACGAUCCUUCUGAUGACCCCUAUGUCCCUUGCAGAGAGUUAGGUCUGUCUUUUCAAAAAGGAGAUAUACUCCAUGUGAUCAGCCAAGAAGAUCCAAAUUGGUGGCAGGCUUAUCGAGAUGGAGAUGAAGAAAAUCAACCUUUGGCAGGCCUUAUUCCAGGAAAAAGUUUUCAGCAGCAAAGAGAAGCAAUGAAGCAAACUAUAGAGGAGGACAAAGAGCCAGAAAAAUCAGGAAAGCUUUGGUGCGCAAAGAAGAACAAAAAGAAACGGAAAAAAGUUUUGUAUAAUGCCAACAGAAAUGAUGAUUAUGACAACGAGGAGAUUUUGACUUAUGAGGAAAUGUCACUUUAUCACCAGCCAGCAAAUAGGAAACGACCUAUUGUCCUGAUUGGUCCCCAGAACUGUGGUCAAAAUGAACUGUGGCAAAGGUUAAUGAAUAAUGAAGCUGACCGAUUUGCUUCUGCAGUUCCUCAUACAACACGGAAUAGGAGGGACAAUGAAGUAGCUGGCAGGGAUUACCAUUUUGUAUCACGGCAAGUAUUUGAGACUGAUAUUACAGCAGGAAAGUUUAUUGAGCAUGGUGAAUUUGAGAAGAAUCUGUAUGGUACCAGCAUAGACUCUGUCCGGCAGGUGAUCAAUUCUGGAAAGAUAUGUCUCUUAAAUCUUCAUACACAGUCGUUGAAGAGUUUACGCAAUUCAGACUUGAAACCAUACAUUAUCUUCAUUGCACCACCUUCACAAGAACGGCUUCGUGCACUGCUGGCCAAAGAGGGCAAAAAUCCAAAGCCAGAAGAACUAAGAGAAAUCAUAGAGAAAACCAGAGAGAUGGAGCAAAAUAAUGGCCAUUACUUUGAUACAGCGAUUGUGAAUUCUGAUAUUGAUAAAGCAUAUCAAGAAUUACUUCGUUUAAUUAACAAACUUGAUACAGAACCUCAGUGGGUUCCAUCCUCGUGGCUGCGAUGAAAAAGAACCAUGCCAAUGAAGAAAAGGUCUUUGCCAAUUGCAUCCUUCUCAUCCUUGCUAAUUCAUUUAAUACUCAAGUCCAACACUUGCUGUGAUUGUAAAAUGUCUGACUUUCUCUACUUUUAAUUAGACACAGUGUGAACAAGCCACAUUUUAAUUAUUUAAGUAGUUUUUCUAACAGCUUCUUUUUGUCUAGAGUUUUGUUCUUCAAGCAAGUAUAUGUAUACAGUCCAUGAUCAUUAUUAAUAUUGGUUACUUAACAUUGGUAACUUAAUGAUCUAAUAAAAUUACUGUAGCUUUCAAAAAUACCUUUACAAAAUAUUGGAUGAAUGAAAUAAUCAGGAGGAAAAAGGAACUAAUCUGCUCAUUUUCUUCUUAGUAGUAUAAAGGGGCCACUUAUAUGGAGUUGUCCUUAGGCUUGAAAUUGUUUUUAAUGAAACAUUCCUUUAUCCAAUAGCACUGCAGUUUUUUAAAAAUAUGUACAAUGUAAAUAAUCAAACAUUUUUUGUCUUUAGAUACUUUAUAAAUCAGAUUGAUAGCUUAUUAAAUAACAAGGUUCCAUUGAGAGAUGAAUUCUAUAUAUGUCAAUAUUUUAGAUGUGAUAUUUUUAUAGAUUUUUUCCCCUUUUAUCUACAUCAGUUAAUUGGGAGCUACUGUUAUCCCAAGGAACUGUGGAACAUUUUAGAAGGGAAGCUAUAUUUUUAUGACAAUAAUUCUUACAUGGAUUUUUUUUUACAAGGCUUUGCUUCCUUACAAUGUAAAAUUGUUUUCAUAAACAAAAAACAGACUUGGGGAUACUGAAUAUUAGCGUCCAUUCUUGUAUUUUUAUACCUAGGCACAAGGUGUCUCAUGACUGUUGGAGUUAAUAUUAAGUAACAGUAAGAUAAUAUGAAUGUUAGGAACAUGUCUUAUUCUCUUUUCUAGAACCAUGAGAUCCCUCAUGAAAAUGUCCAUUGGCUAAAUAUUGCAGCUUCUCCAGUAGUAGCUUUUUUUUGAAACAGAUUAGUUUUGUUACUUCCUUGUGGGUGGCACCCUUGAAUGUGAAUAUUGAUAGUUAUUUUUCUCAAUCAUAGCUUUUAUUUUUAUAUACUGUCUUACACUGGAAUUACUUCAACAUGUAGUUGAAUAGGUGAAGUAUUAGCUGUUUCUCUAUGUUCUUUCAUUUUUUCCUCAUAAAAUAUGAAAUAGAAAAGAAUUCAGCAAGAAUAAUACUGUUUUUUGUUCAUUGUUGAACAUGCUAUAUGGCACAUAGAGACUGUGUGGGAAAAGUGGUUUAAGAACUGAAAUUCCUCAGUAUUAUAGGCAUCCCUUAGCAGGCAAGAAGAGAAGACAAAAAAAAUAAUCUGGUCAUAUUCAUCUGAAAUAUAAAACAGUUCCCUCCCAUUCAAAUUCUAUAUAAAUGGUCUUAUAUUUAUAAAGUGAUGGUAAAAUAAUCACCCACUAAUGUGCCUCAUCCAGUAAAGCCUUCCAGUAGAUAAUAGAAAUGAUAUGGAAUAAUUCCUUAUUAUUAUUAUUAUUAUUAUUAUUAUUAUUAUUAUUAUUAUUAUGCAUCUCAAAUAGUCAAUUUUGCCUGGAAUGCAUGACACAGAAAUGAUGUAUUUUUCUUCAUUUGAGUUGUGAUUGUUCCUAAAUAUUGGUGAUUGUUACAGGUCAUUUGAGAUGUAAUGCAUCCCAGCCUUUUUCUUUGCUUAAGGGAUCAGGAGUGCACUAUGGGAUCACAUAAUUUAUUUCCCAUCCCACCCUGUCAUAUAUAACUUAUAGUUUUGUUUAUUCUGGUUAAACUUGCAUUGAACAUUUAAAACCUAGUUAAGUUUGUAGGCCAGGCAUACAACUUUGAAGACAUAUUUCCUGUUCUUCAUAAUUAUGGCUAAAAAAUGACCAUAUCUCACCACCCUUGGCUAAUCUUGAAAAGUUUAACAAGGUUGGGCUUGGAUAAGAAAUCAUCAGAAAAUCCCAGGACUGUAGAUUAAACUGAGAAGUUGAAAAAGGCAGGGAAAGCACUUCAGUUUUGUUGCUAAGAAUACUUCAAGCAAAUGUCUUUGAAGUCAUGAGGAAUCAAGCACAACUUAAAGCAGACUUACCUUUAAAGAAAAAUGUUGUGUCUGUAGGAAUACACUGUAGGUAUAAAAAUCUGUAUUUGAUCUUUUGCAAUAGGUGUAACAUUUAUACGCAUGCAAAAUACUGACCUACAGCUUUUUUCAUUAUCAUACUUGAAUUCUGGUGUGAUCCAGGGUACAUUCUGGGGCAAUAGAUGAAUUAAUGAAAUUGGCAUGCCACAGCAAUGAGUGUAUUAAAUUUUAAGAUACACAAAGCAAUGAAACCCUUUGUUACAUUUGUUGCCUUUUGAAUUUCUAAGAUUAAGAAUCUAACUACAGUUUGCUGAACAGAGAAAUUAUUAAAUAAUAUAAGAAGAUGAGUAUAAAAAAUCUACAAAAAUGUUUAGUUACACAGAUGCAACAAAUCCAAAUAAUAGUAUUAAGAUUGUUAAAAUUGGUAUUUUAUAGAUCAACCAAUAAUAACAAAUUUAGUCCUUUAUUCUGCUGCUGAAAGCAUGUAUUUUGAAGGCUGUUUCACAGUCUUUCAAAAUGCAUGAUGAUUAGAAAAAAUUAGAGACAUUGAAUAUACUAUUAUUUAAGUGUUUUGCUGUAUGCUGAAUGAGUGUAUUGGAUUUUUCUUGGCUAUUGAAACGGGAACAUUUUUAACCAAGUAAACAUCUCAUUGACAUGAACGUAACCAUGUCUUUCUAAACAGGAAAGUAAGAGGCUGAUGGGAUGACUUUGCAGCUUGUAAGGUAACUGUACCCAUGCACCAAUGCUAAAAACUGUAUACUAAUGUAAAAAUGUGUAUUUCUUGCCUUCAAGUAAAUGUUAACUGUUAAUAUAUUUUCAUUUUAGUGGCUUAAUAUUACAAACUAUUGUAAUAAAGAUAAAUGUAUGGAAUUAGAUAAAAAGACUGCAGUGCAGUCUGUUGUGGUGAUAAACACCACCAGCAUUGUUCCUAACAUCCUUCUAGCUUGGUGCUUCCAGAUGUGUUGGGGUUGCAGCUCCCAGAAUUCCCAGGCAGCAUGGCCAAGAUGAAGAAUUCUGUGACUUGCAGUCUUAAGACAUAUGGAAAGUGCUUGAUUGGUAAAGGCUAAUAGUGAACUUAUUUUGGCUAUUAGGGCUGUGCAUGCUUCAAUAAUUCAGAAGAAUUCCCUUUUGUGAGCAUCACGCUUCUCUGUUUAUUAAAGCAUCUUGACACUUUUUGGGAUUCUGGCAAGACUGAACAAAGGUUGCCCCUGCUUAAAGGAACCUACUUAUUUUACAAUUAGUGAAACUCUUAAAGCAGAAUUACUUUUUAUUCAGGCUCCUGUGGAAGCUGAAAAAAAGUCAGGCUGUUUUAAGGACGAGUAGAGAAGUGCUGUGCUCAUGCAAGGCACCAAGCACUUCUGAAUGAAGUGCAGACAGCCCUCUUGACUAUCACUGGAUUUAACAUUAUACAAAACUGCUUCCACUGACACUACCCAGACUCGUUCCUGGGAGUCUCCAAACUCUGUGGGGUAGAAGUGGGUUUACCAGCUGUGGAAGAAUGUGUUCUACCAGUGUUCUCUCUUCAGCUGGCAGAUGAAUGGAGUUGGAUAUAAUCAACUGUAGAGAUGUGAUGGCAGUUCCUAAAGCCACUAUGUACUGUGGAAACAAAAGCCACCUGAUUUUUAUACUUGCUUGAAGUCCUUUUACUAUUCAAUUGCAUCAGUCCAAUUUUCUUUUAUGUAAUGAUUAAAUAGGAAACCAUGUUGGCACAAGGCCUUAUCUGUGAGAGUUCAAUUCAGAUCCAUCAGAUUAGCAGACUAAAAGGUUACUUUGGGCAUGAUAACUAACAUUCUCUGUGCAUUGUCCCCCGCUUUGCAGAAAGAGGUAAGUUAGUAGAGAUGUCUAACUGCACAGCUGAUUCUCAGUGGUGACUUUUUCCAAAUGUUAGAGGUGUGCCCAAGAAUAUUUAAAUAAAUUUUUUUAGUCCUUGAAUAAAUUUCAGAAUAUUUUCAACCUGACCUAACAAUUCAGAUGCAGCUUAUAACGUCCUUCUGACAAGGUACGGACUGAACAAAUGAAACUUGAAUAUUGCAUGUGUUAAAUUGUGGAGCUUUUUCACUGUCCUUUGGGAAAGAAUUAGCCAAUCUUGCACCAUUGUUUGCUUACCAAAAAUAAAGUUCACUUCUUACUUAUAUUGCACAAAGUGUAUGUUUUGUAAAUACCAGAAUCUUAUGCUCAUUAGUAAAUUUGCCUUUGGAGGGGAGAGGAAAAUUAAGUGUUCACAUUUCUAAUUGUCCCGUGCAAAUCUUUAUUUUCAAU